Messenger RNA from Drosophila willistoni, 4155 nucleotides. It is a transcript of the gene AOX3, whose product is annotated as indole-3-acetaldehyde oxidase. Lineage: Eukaryota; Metazoa; Arthropoda; Insecta; Diptera; Drosophilidae. Gene Ontology annotation, molecular function: 2 iron, 2 sulfur cluster binding; oxidoreductase activity; FAD binding. Bases 220 to 4005 code for a protein of 1261 amino acids. The transcript has 6 exons. The record is from RefSeq and is a predicted model, not a curated record.
UCAGUUGUCCAAAGACAGCCGACGGAGACAGAAGCAAACAACGGGAAACUACUAAAAAAAGAGAGCAAAAAGCACCAAACGUAUAGGAACAGCAACAACAAAUGCAUUAGUAAAGCACAUUUUUUCAUUAUUUAUAGAAACAACAAAUUUACAGCUGACAUUUGUGUGUUGCUUUGCUGGGUAUAGUAUUUAUUUUUGGAGUGAGAAUAAUUGAUCAAAAUGACGACGAAAUUCUCAAUCAAUGGACAACCCUAUACGGUUAAUCUGACCAAUCUGCCGCCGGAUAUCACUUUGAAUACAUUUAUACGGGAGCAUGCGCAACUUACGGCCACCAAAUUCAUGUGCCAAGAGGGGGGAUGUGGAGCCUGCGUUUGUGUGGUGCGGGAUGCGAAUAAACGCGCUUGGGCAGUUAAUUCGUGUCUCACCUUGUUGAAUACCUGUGCCCAGCUGGAGAUCACCACAGCUGAGGGAUUGGGCACUCAACGUAGUGGCUAUCAUCCCAUACAGAAGCGUUUGGCUAAAAUGAAUGGCACUCAGUGUGGUUUCUGUUCGCCGGGCUUUGUGAUGAACAUGUACGGUCUGCUGGAGAAGCAUGGAGGCGAAGUCAGCAUGGAGGAGGUGGAGAACUCAUUCGGUGGCAAUAUCUGCCGUUGUACUGGCUACCGACCCAUAUUGGAUGCCAUGAAAUCCUUUGCCGUUGAUAGUACCAUACAAGUUCCCGCGGCUUGCAAGGAUAUAGAGGAUUUGAACCUCACGGCUCGAAAUUGUCCCAAAACGGGACAGCUUUGUGCGGGAAAGUGUCAUCAGCAGCUAAGGACAUUAGUCUAUGAUGAUGGCACUCAAUGGCAUUGGCCAAAGUCAUUGGCUGAGUUAUUCGAGGCUCUAGAUAAGAUUGGCGACAACGAAGAGUUUAUGCUAGUGGCUGGAAAUACAGCUCACGGUGUCUACAGGCGUUCGCCGAAUAUUAAACAUUUUAUUGAUAUCCAGCAAGUGGAGGAAUUGCGACAGCAUAAACAAGAAGGCAACAAGCUCACCCUGGGUGCCAAUUUGAGUCUAACACAAACCAUGGAUAUACUAAAGACUACAGCCGUAGAAACUGGUUUUGAGUAUCUGCAGGUUCUGUGGAAUCAUUUGGACUUGAUUGCCAAUGUGCCAGUGCGCAAUUCUGGCACUUUGGCUGGUAAUAUUUCGAUUAAGAAGCAACACCCUGAAUUUCCCUCAGAUAUAUUCAUUGCAUUUGAGGCCUUGAAUGUCCAAGUGGUGGCUAUGAAAAAUGCCAAAGAUGAGCUGCAAAUGUCACUGAGCGAAUAUUUAAAAUCUCAAGAUAGAAAACUCUUGCUCAAGGCCUUUAUAUUGCCCAACUAUCCGAAGGAGAACUUUAUAUUUGACUCAUACAAGAUUAUGCCUCGAGCCCAGAAUGCCCAUGCCUAUGUGAAUGCUGCCUUCUUGCUCGAGUUGGCCGGUGGCGUGACGAAAGUGAAAAGUGCUAGGAUCUGCUUUGGUGGCAUUCGUCCAGAGUUUGUUCACGCCACUGCCAUUGAACAACUGAUAACUGGACAAAAUCCUUAUGAUUCCGGCCUAGUAGAGCAAUCGUUUGCCAAACUUUCUUCUCUCCUGCAACCAGAUGAAGUUUUACCGGAUGCUUCGCCUCAAUAUCGUUUAAAAUUGGCUUGUGGCUUGUUUUACAAGUUUCUUAUCAAACAUGCUCCCCCCGCGGAGAUCAACGAGAAAUUCCUAAGCGGUGGACAUUUACUCCAACGUCCUCUGUCAUCUGGACUGCAAACCUUCCAGACUCAGAAACAAAAUUACCCAGUCACCCAGGCUGUAGAAAAAGUUGAGGGUAUGAUUCAAUGUUCCGGGGAGGCCACCUACAUGAAUGAUGUUCUAACUACAUCGAAUACUCUGUACUGUGCUUUUGUGGGAGCCGACAAAGUGGGAGCCAUCAUUGAGGAAAUAGAUGCAACGGAAGCCCUAAAACAACCUGGUGUAAUUGCAUUCUAUAGUGCCAAGGAUCUGCCGGGCACCAAUACAUUUGUUGAGCCAAGUUUUGGUUUUGAAAAAGAAGAGAUCUUCUGCUCGGGUACAGUGCGUCAUCAUGAGCAACCUGUCGGUGUAAUGGUGGCUCUUACUGCAGACCAGGCACAAAGAGCAGCAAAGCUGGUAAAGAUUAUUUACAGCCAGCCAAGUUGGGAUAUAGUAAUAUUGCCUAGUUUAUCUGAUGUGUUUGAAAGUGGAAAACCCAUCGAAUCCCGCAUUGUUCAAGUGUCCAAGUCGAAGAUUAAGAAGCUUAAGUUCUCUGCUGAUCCAGAUGUCAGUGUCAAGGGAAUCUUUCAAAUGGGUCUUCAAUAUCAUUUCACCUUGGAACCCCAGACCACGGUGGCUAUACCCUUUGAAGAUGGCCUCAAGAUAUAUUCGGCUACUCAAUGGAUGGAUCUGACUCAAUCUGUGAUUGCUCAUAUGCUGCAGAUAAAGGUCAAGGAUGUUCAACUAGAAGUGCGUCGUCUGGGUGGGGGAUAUGGAUCAAAAAUAUCCCGAGGUAAUCAAGUGGCCUGCUCUGCAGCUUUGGCUGCCUACAAAUUGAAUCGACCUGUGAGAUUUGUCCAAUCUCUCGAGUCCAUGAUGGAUUGCAAUGGCAAGCGUUGGGCCUGCCGCUCUGACUAUCAAUUCCAUGCUCAGGCUAAUGGCAAAAUUGUUGGAAUGGAGAAUGAUUUUUAUGAGGAUGCUGGCUGGUGUCCAAACGAAAGUCCCAUCGAGGGUCACUCCACUUUUACAGCGUCCAAUUGCUAUGACCUGAACGCCAACAGUAAUUUUAAGAUCAACGGCAAUGCUGUGCUAACCGAUGCUCCCAGCUCUACUUGGUGCCGUGCACCGGGUUCUGUGGAGGGAAUCGCAAUGAUGGAGAACAUUCUAGAGCAUGUCGCCUUUGCGGUUCAGAAGGAUCCGGCUGAGGUGCGUAUGCUCAACAUAACCAAGGGCAAUAAAAUGGCAGAAUUGCUGCCAAAGUUCUUGGAAUCGAGGGAAUACCAUGCUAGGAAACAAGAUAUUAAUGAAUACAAUACCAAGAAUCGUUGGACCAAACGUGGUCUAGGCUUGGCCGUCAUGGACUAUCCAAUUUUCUAUUUUGGCCAAUAUCCAGCCACAGUGGCCAUUUAUCACGUUGAUGGCACAGUGGUUGUUAGCCACGGCGGCAUUGAAAUGGGUCAAGGCAUGAACACCAAAAUAGCCCAGGUGGCUGCGCAUACCCUGGGCAUUGAGUUGUCUUUCAUCAAAGUGGAGUCCUCGGAUACCAUUAAUGGAGCCAAUUCCAUGGUCACUGGCGGUGCUGUCGGUAGCGAAAGUCUGUGCUAUGCCGUGCGUAAGGCCUGCCAGACUCUCAAUACUCGUCUGGAGCCUGUGAAGAAACCAAAAGCCACUUGGGUGGAGACAGUGGGGGCUGCCUAUGCCGCUUCCAUCAAUAUGAUUGCUUCCGAUCAUUACAAAGAGGGCGAUAUGCAAAACUAUCAUGUCUAUGGUCUGGCUCUAACUGAAAUCGAACUGGAUGUCCUUACUGGCAACAAUCAAAUCAAACGUGUCGACAUUCUCGAAGAUGCAGGCGAAAGUUUGAGCCCUAACAUCGAUAUAGGUCAGAUUGAGGGAGGCUUUGUUAUGUGUCUUGGUUAUUGGCUGAGCGAGCAACUUGUCUACGACCGGCAAACGGGACGCCUAUUAACCAAUCGCUCUUGGAACUAUAAGCCGCCUGGCCCCAAAGAUAUUCCCAUUGAUUUUCGCAUUGAAUUGGUUCAGAAUCCGAGUCCAAGCAGUGCUGGCUUUAUGCGUUCCAAGGCCACAGGAGAGCCGCCUUGUUGUCUAGCCGUAAGUGUUGUUUUUGCCCUGCAACAGGCAUUGCAAUCAGCUCGUCAGGAUGCUGGUUUACCCCGCGAAUGGGUACGUCUAGGAGCGCCAACUACUCCCGAAACUUUGGUGCUAAAUGCGGGACAUGAGGUAACUAGUUUUAAGCUUAAGUAGACACUUACUUAUUUGGGGGCGGUUUACUAUUGUUAUAUAUAUUGAAAUUUAUUAAACAAAUACAUAUGAAGAAAGUGUACAAUAUAAAUAAAAGACAAACAAAUAUACAUACUGAAGAAAUGAAAUAUAAAGUAUCCAUUGUAAAGCAAA